Molecule: messenger RNA, 1005 nt
Organism: Paramecium tetraurelia
Lineage: Eukaryota; Ciliophora; Oligohymenophorea; Peniculida; Parameciidae
Exons: 3
Source: RefSeq, a predicted model, not a curated record
AUGCUCAAAAAAUAUCUCUCGUCUUGUUCAUCUAGUGAGCAGAUUCAGUCGAAGCCGACAUUAACUAAAAUAAAUCUAACUCAAAGAACGAUCGAUUAUGGUACUCCUAAAACUUAACUAAAUCUAGGAUCAAUUGAAAAUAGUCCUUCAAAUAUGUAAUACCCCACUUCAGAGCCGAACGUUUCAAGUAAACCUUCCGAACAAUAUUUACUCAAAAAAGAUAAUUCUCCUGCUAUCAGUGGUUCCCCAAAAUAAGACUUUGAUCUACUUAUUACACAGAGAGAUUAAACCCUUAAAUUUAGGUCGGCUUCUCAAAACUAAAAAAAGCUUUAAUUGAAGCGUUAAAGUAGUGAAAAAUAAUGUUCAUCCAACGAAAAGAUCAGAGUCUUUGAUGUGUUCAAUUAAAGUCCAAGGUUAAAUAAAUAACCCCCCACUUCUAACACCUACAUUACCACGAAGGAAAACCUUAAGGUUCAACUUCAAUAGCAGAAACAUAAUCUACAAAAUCAGUCAAAAAUAGCAACAAAUAAUGUAAAUUAUCAACCACAGAAUAACGCAUAACAAAGACAAUCCUGUAAACCUCCAAUAUCCAGUAGACUCAAUGAGUCAAAGGAGAUCCUCUAAUAAAUGAGGAAGAAUUCAUUAAAUAAUAAAAAGCACUCUCACUUUAAAGGUGAAGGAGGUACUCAAAAAAACCAACUCUUCUUUCAUUCUCCAAAAUAUAAUGAAUCUGCUGCUUUCAGUUCUUCAGGGAAAAGUUAGCUCUAAGACGCAUAAACUAAUCUCAAAUAUGACAAGGAUAAUACGAAAAACGAAAAUAUUCUUGAAUUAUUGCUACUUUCAACUUAAGAACUUAACAACAAGUUCAAAAAUAAACCAUUAGAAAGGAAUGAAUCAGAAGAGAAAAUACCGAUGAAAAUCAGAGUCAGAGCAGGAAGUAGAUUCCCAAAAGACUUCUUUGAAUGAAUCAUAACUAUGUAAAUUAUCAAUCACAAUUCAGCCUUU